AUGCAAUUACGAAUUUUAACACUGAAUAUUUGGGGUGUACGCCGUAUUGCCAAAUAUAUUGAUGAAAGAGUCAAAGCAUUAAUUAAAUAUUUAAAAAAUAAAGACUCUUAUUACGAUAUUAUUGGAUUACAAGAAGUAUGGAGUAAACAAGAUUAUAUUUUAAUACGUGAUCAACUGAAAUCAGAGUAUCCUUAUAGUCAUUAUUUUCUAAGUGGAGUAAUUGGAAGUGGUUGUUGUGUACUAUCGAAGCAUCCGAUUCUGAACGUUUAUGAACAUCGUUAUACACUGAACGGUUUUCCUCAUAAAAUUCAACAUGGUGAUUGGUUUUGUGGUAAAUUAAUUGGUUUAUGUAUAAUAUCGUGCAAUGGUUGCAUUAUUAACGUUUAUAAUACACAUCUACAUGCCAAUUAUCAUCACGUUAUACCAGACGAUAUUUAUUUAGCACAUCGUGUAUGCCAAGCAUACGAAUUAAUACAAUUUAUUGAAUCAACAUCAUCAAACUACAAAACAGAUUUAGUUGUAUUACUUGGUGAUCUUAAUUUAACAACUGAUGAUUUGGGAUUUAAAUUAAUUAAACAUAUAUGUCAAUUUCACGACAGUCAUGAUGAACGAAUUCGUACAGACAAAUAUGACCCUGAUUGUCCAAAUAACGGUUAUACAUGCGAUUUACCUGACAAUCCUUUUGCUACACCACUUAAGCACUCGAAAAAUGGUCAACGAAUCGAUUAUAUUUUGUAUCAUGCUCGAAACAAUAAUGUCAAAUGCAUUGAAUCAUAUACGACAUUAAAUAGAAUUCCGAAUAGCCGUUUAUGUUAUUCUGAUCAUCUUGCUGUUUAUUCUCUAUUGGAAAUUGAUGAAAAAGUAAAAUUUCAAGAUAUUGUUUCUAGACAGAAUAAUCGUGAACAAAAUGAUGAUGUAUUAGACAAUGAAACUAGAGAUUUAUUGGAGUCUGCUGUUUUAAUUAUUAAAGCAACAGUUGAACGUAUUCAACGUGAUCGUUUAUGGUACGGUAUCAUUGCUCUGAUAUCGUUAAUAUUUUUAUUUUUGUUUAAUGGAAAUCCAACAACAAAUUCUAUCUACUAUUCAAUAUUAAUGUUAAUUAAAAACUUGCUGUGUUUAAUAGUUAUAAUUGGUGGAAUAUGGCUUGUGGGUUUGGGAAAACCACAUGAACGUAACGCGUUAAGUUCAGUUAAAAAUGCUAUGUCUAUUCGUUUAAAGGCACCACAAUUUUUCCAUUAA
Messenger RNA from Didymodactylos carnosus, 1239 nucleotides. The record is from the annotation of a GenBank genome assembly. NCBI's taxonomy places the organism in Eukaryota, Metazoa, Rotifera, Eurotatoria, Philodinida, Philodinidae.